Messenger RNA from Etheostoma spectabile (orangethroat darter), 1883 nucleotides. It is a transcript of the gene chek1, whose product is annotated as checkpoint kinase 1. Gene Ontology annotation, cellular component: cytoplasm. Gene Ontology annotation, molecular function: protein serine/threonine kinase activity; ATP binding. The coding region runs from base 221 to 1600 and encodes 459 amino acids. The transcript is spliced from 14 exons. Lineage: Eukaryota; Metazoa; Chordata; Actinopteri; Perciformes; Percidae. Gene Ontology annotation, biological process: DNA damage checkpoint signaling; protein phosphorylation. The record is from RefSeq and is a predicted model, not a curated record.
UAAAGAAACACGUAGAAGAAGGAAGAUCGGACCGGAAACGACGAUCAUGGCGGAAGUUGUCACAGUAAAACAACAACGCGCCAAAUUUGUGCUAUUCACUGUUCUUUCUGCCUAAGACACAUGGAGCAAUUUGUCGAAUCUUUGUGAGUGUACUGAGGAGACACUGCUGGCUAAGGAAGGCUGUGCAGCCUGACUAGGACUGGGUGCUUCUGUCUUCAGCAUGGCUGUGCCUUUUGUGCAAGACUGGGACCUUGUUCAGACUCUGGGAGAAGGAGCCUAUGGAGAAGUGAAGCUGCUGGUGAACAGACAGACAGAGGAGGCCGUAGCAGUGAAGGUGAUCGAUACCUCUCAGGCUAAAGAGUGCGCUGAGAAUGUAAAGAAGGAAGUCUGCGUCCAUAAGAUGCUCAACCACGCCAACAUCGUUCGUUUUUUUGGCCAUCGGAAGGAAGGUGUAACAAUGUACCUCUUCCUGGAGUACUGCACUGGAGGAGAGCUGUUCGACCGAAUAGAGCCUGAUGUGGGGAUGGCGGAGAAAGAUGCUCAUAAAUUUUUCCAGCAGCUAAUAGCGGCUGUGGAAUACCUCCACUGUGCUGGCUUCACCCACAGAGACAUAAAGCCAGAGAACAUUUUGCUGGAUGACAAAGAUAACCUGAAGCUUUCAGAUUUUGGCCUGGCCACCAUGUUUCGGUUUAAAGGACGAGAACGUCUUUUGAAUCGACUCUGUGGGACUCUCCCUUACGUGGCUCCAGAGCUUCUCAGCCAACCAGAGUACAAAGCUCAGCCGGCAGAUAUCUGGGCUUGUGGGAUAGUCCUCACUGCCAUGCUGGCUGGAGAGUUGCCAUGGGACCAGCCCAGUGACAGCUGUCAAGAGUAUUCAGACUGGCUGCAAAAGAAGACAUACCUGUCUCCUUGGAAGAAAAUACAACCAAUGCCUCUUAGUUUGUUGUCCAAAUUGCUGCUGCCCAGUCCAGAUGCACGAAUCACUAUUGCAGACAUACAGAAAGACCGCUGGUUUACUCAAGGUGUGAAGCAACCACCUCUGGGCUCAGGAGGAAACAAACUUCUUCGAACAGAUGUGGGAGUCAUACCCCGGGCCAACAGUGAUGACAGGAUGCAGUUUUCUAGCUCUCAGCCUGAUUUUGCCGCAGGUGGCUGGGAAGCCAUGUUGUUAAUCGGCCAAAGCGAUGGCCAAGUCAGCUUCUCUCAGCCGACCAAGCCUGAGCACAUGUUGCUGGGUAGUCAGCUCUUGGGCACACCGGGAGCAAGUCAGUCGCCAUGGCAGAGAUUAGUGCGAAGAAUGACGCGUUUCUUUACCACUGUGAAUGCCGACAACUCCUUAUCUGCCCUGAAAGACGCCUGUGACGGCCUGUCACUUGGCUUCAAACUCACCUGCACCAAACAGGUGAUGGUGAGCACACUGGACAAACGCAAUAACAAACUCAUCUUCAAAGUUCACCUGCUAGAGAUGAAUCAGAGAGUGCUGCUGGACUUCAGAUUAUCUAAGGGUGACGGUCUGGAGUUUAAGCGUCUCUUUGUGAAAAUAAAACAGAAGCUCGGUGACAUCAUCAGCACUCAGAAGAUUUUACCCCCCAUCACAUGAGCAGCCUUUACAUACAAUUGCAAACUGCUAUGGCCAUUGGAGGGAGAACCUGUAUAUAUUUAGCUGUUCUAUUGAUAUUUGAAAUAUAUCCUUCUGUUCUCUUCGUGUACGUGUGUCUCCUUGCUUGAAGUUAGCCGGUUAAAGUAGUUGUUAUUCAGAUUAGUGUUCAAAAGUCAUGAUUGUCAAAGUCAGGUACACAUAGGUAUUCGGCAAGUAUGUGUGAUUUGUUCUGAUUAUGUUUGAAAUGAUACAGUCCAGACUCUUGAAUAAAUUAUUAAAAGAC